This is a messenger RNA of Pezoporus occidentalis (night parrot), 882 nucleotides long. It is a transcript of the gene TMEM114, whose product is annotated as transmembrane protein 114. The record is from RefSeq and is a predicted model, not a curated record. The transcript is spliced from 3 exons. Gene Ontology annotation, cellular component: apical plasma membrane. Lineage: Eukaryota; Metazoa; Chordata; Aves; Psittaciformes; Psittacidae. The coding region runs from base 31 to 528 and encodes 165 amino acids.
GCGAGCGGCCGGUGCCGGUGAGGCUGCAGCAUGAAGCUGAGCUUGGGCCGCCUGUCCCUCCUCGUGGCCCUGGUGGGAGCGUCAAGCUUCGUCCUCCUCGUGGUGGCCAUCGCGACCGACUUCUGGUACAUCAUCGAUGCCUCCAAGCUGGAGACGUCCCUCAACGGCACGGACGCCCUCAGCUCCCACUCGGGCCUGUGGCGGACCUGCCGCGUGAGGAAUGAAUGUUAUCCUUUGAUAAACCCUUUCUGGCAUGAGAAUGCAAACAUCACUGAUUCACACAGACAGCUUUUAUCUCUUGUUACACUUACUGGGAUCAGUGUUUAUAUUGCAUAUUCAGCUGCUGCCUUCAAAGAAGCUGUCUGCCUCCUGAGGAGUAAGGAUCUCCUGGUAGAAAUUGACAUCAGGUUUGGCUGGUCACUGGCACUAGUCUGGAUCUCCUUUGUCGCAGAAGUGCUCACUGGGGCUGUGUUUCUCCUGGCAGCAAGAGUUGUGGGUCUGAAACAACGACGUGAACAGGUGUUAUGAGCAACAGGUAUCAUUGCAGCAUCAGAACGCCACAGAGCCUAGAAGUGUGGAUUGCUUGGUCCAUCUGGUCACUAGGGGUAAUAAAAUUGGCAAGGCUGUGACUGAGUUUCUUGUCAGCUGCCAUAAACCUUUUUCCUCACAGCUACAAAAAACAAAGAUUCUGAUAAAUCAGUAAAACAUAUGAAGUGUUGUCAAUAAGGAAACUCUUAUGACUUCAGAAGAAAAUACAUUGCAGUGUUAGCAUCUCCAAAAUAGUUUCAUCUGUCAGCAAAUACGGCAUCUCAAACCAUUGCUUAGAACAGGCAGAUAUCUUGCUUUCUUUUCUCCUUUCAGCUGUCCCAGCGAAGUGCCUCA